This is a messenger RNA of Chionomys nivalis (European snow vole), 583 nucleotides long. RefSeq names its product translocase of outer mitochondrial membrane 6 (gene Tomm6). Lineage: Eukaryota; Metazoa; Chordata; Mammalia; Rodentia; Cricetidae. The transcript has 3 exons. Gene Ontology annotation, cellular component: mitochondrion; mitochondrial outer membrane translocase complex. The coding region runs from base 105 to 329 and encodes 74 amino acids. The record is from RefSeq and is a predicted model, not a curated record.
GCGUCUUACUACCGGCAGGCGGAAGUGCGAGGUCGGAAGUUGCGCGAUCAGUCUGCGCCGACUCUGAGCCGCGCGCAGGCACUGUGGAGGUGCUCGGUGCUGUUAUGGCUUCUAGUGGGAUGGCGGUGAGCGCCUCCGGCUCGGCCAGCGAGGCCCCCGAGGUUCCAGACAACGUGGGAGACUGGCUCCGCGGCGUCUAUCGCUUCGCCACCGAUCGGAACGAUUUCCGGAGGAACUUGAUCCUCAAUUUGGGACUCUUUGCUGCGGGAGUUUGGCUGGCCAGGAACUUGAGUGACAUUGAUUUGAUGGCACCUCAGCCAGGGGUGUAGCCAAAGAACGGAAUUCCUGUGUACUCAAACUUCCCAAGACAGCCUACUGUCUAGGACCACCACAAGAUACUACUCCCAUGGCAGCUGAACCUCCACCCCCUGGGCAGCCCCCAGCUUCAGCUCAAAUGUUGACUGCACAACUGUGUGUGCAUCCCUACAUUUCUGCAGAGGGUGAUCUCUGCCCUUGUCCCAAGGAGUAGUCAUAGUUCUUGAAAACAGAUUUCAAAUAAAGCCUGCACACAAAGACGUUUUAU